Bombus impatiens (common eastern bumble bee) is the source of this 5649-nucleotide messenger RNA. It is a transcript of the gene Oatp26F, whose product is annotated as solute carrier organic anion transporter family member 4A1. The record is from RefSeq and is a predicted model, not a curated record. The transcript has 12 exons. Gene Ontology annotation, molecular function: protein binding. NCBI's taxonomy places the organism in Eukaryota, Metazoa, Arthropoda, Insecta, Hymenoptera, Apidae. Gene Ontology annotation, biological process: transmembrane transport; sodium-independent organic anion transport. The coding region runs from base 3511 to 5649 and encodes 712 amino acids. Gene Ontology annotation, cellular component: membrane.
GAGUAGCGGCGGUAGUAGCAUAUACGGCGGUUUAACUCGCGGGGAAAACUCUGAGAGCACGAGCUCGCGAUCCUCAGUCGCGUGUGACACGCGGCCUAGUACGCGCUCGGAUCGCCAUCCGGAUCGUCUCAUUUGCGUGGCCGCGUCGUGCUCGAUCGACCUCGAGGGUCGUUGAUCGUGGGAACUGACGGGAACAGUGCAUCUUGAGAGUACUCAGACUUUGUAGAGUCGAAAUUGCCAUUUCUAUAUUUAUGAGAAAUUGGUUAAAAUUGAAUUCCUUUUACCGAUAUGAUAUUAACGCAGGCUGUGGAUGUUUUUGGUUUUAUGUUCGAUAGUUUUAUCGACAGAGAUCGAUAGAGAUCGUGGAUCGUAUUCUUGAAUUCGAGUCUGAAAGAUCUAUGGGAUGCAGCAACUGACGAAGAUCGUGAGCAGUGGAUAUUUUUGGAUGUUGCGGGCUCGAGCUUGGAAUUUUUAUUGACAAAGAUCGUGCGGAUCGUGGAUCCUGGAAAUUUAUGAAUUCAGGUUUGAAAGUUUUAUAAGACGGGGAUCGUGGAUAGUGAAGACGUUCUCGAACUUUAUCGAUUUCAGAUUGGAAGAAUCGAUGGAUCGUAAAUAUCCUUGGAUCUCGUAAAUUCGUGUCAUUGUUAUUAAAACCGACGAAUACAGUUGAAAUCCUGAGUAUUCGCGAAUUUUACAGACUCGUCUUUCGAAUACUUCUCAACGCAAGUUGAACGCAGUCGUGGACAUUUUUGGAUUACUUAUUUAUAUUUUUAUCGACGUUAUUGGCAGACAUCGAAAGUCGUGGUUUUAAUGGAACCAAUGACAUCAACGAAGCUCGUAGAUCGUCGAUAUUCUGGACUUUGGUUGUCCAAGUUUGACAUUUUUAGAGCUGAUAAAACUGAUAGAGAUCACAGAUCGUGAACGUCCUGAGAUUUUGUGAAUUGAAGUUUGCCGUUGGAGAGUUUGAACGUUGAGCAACGCUUUCGCGUUUGGAAAAUUUAAGUCUAAAAUACUUUUGUAAUUUCUGACUGAUACUCGCUCUUGUAGAUCUCGAAGACACUUAAAUAUCGAGACUUCGAGACGGAAAAUUUUAUUACCCAGAUCGAUUAGUAGUCAGAAGACACGGUACAAAAUAAAAUAGCGAUUUUAUGAGAUUCCACGAAUACGAAGCUUCUUUCCAACUGAAAUUUUUAAUAUCUCCGAAUCUAAGAAACAUACCGCAACGUAUCUUUGUAAAACUCUUAUAAAUUUUGAAUAACUGUGCAUACUUUAAAAUCACGAUUUACUGCGAACAGUGUUUUAAACUUCGUCCUGUAAAUCCAAGAAACUUUUACGUCUCAACAAUUCGCAACUAACACCCUACAUAAACAAAAACCACGAUUUAUUUCAUUUUUCACGCUGCAUCUCGCAAACUCGUCUCUCUAUUUGCCUCCACCGACUCAACAAACUCGUACUUUCCCAUUAACGAAGAAAGCAACAACGACAAAGUCCGAGUGUCCAAGAGAAACCUUCGCAAAGCCCCACGUAGCUUCCGGAAAGGACAACUUCGUCCUUAGAACGCAACGCGCGUAAUUACACUAUCAAGUAUAGCACUGUAGGGAUCAACGUAAUAAACUAGGAAUUAAAUAGAAUAUCGUAAGAAUCGACAAACCGCAGAUUGAAAAUCGAAUUAUCAUCGAUGAUUAUCAAAAAAGGAGCGCAGUUGUUCCUUCAGAUGCAAAGAUCAAACGGAAUAUUAUAAGUAUCGAUACAGCGGAUUAAAGAUUUACUAAUACGAUAGAUUAAAUAUCAAACAUUUAUAGAGAUCGAUAAAAUAAAUCGAGGAUCAAAUACAAUACCACAAGGGCAAAUAAAAUAGAUCAGGGGUCAGUCAAGCACGAUACAACACAAGGAUCGGUAAGACAUUAUCGGUACGAUCAAUCAGAGAUUAAGUAGAAUACUAGAGGGAUCGAUAAAAUACGAUCAAGGUUCCCAGCGAUCGCGAGUGAUCGACGAGAGAAGGCAGCUGUUCGAUCGAACGAAAGGAGAAUUAUAAAUUCCCCGUCGAAAUUAUAAAUCCCGCGUAGACGAUGAAUAUUUCAUCGAGGGCGAGGUGAAACACAGCGGGCCAUUCGUUCGAAAAACGAUAUCCCGGUCCUCUCGAAGGAUUUAUAACGAUGCGCGUGAACAGGCCGGAUAGAAUCUCUCGCGACGUCGCGCGUUUGACGAUCGUUGCAGGUGAAACGAGAAACGCCGGAACCGGAGGACGCGUAUAAGAGGGACGUAGGUAUAUACGAACCGGAUGGAAACUGCAAUCCGGACGUUUGACAAACGAUAGUGCCGGUAACGUGCUACAGGAACGAUCCUUCGCAGCUCGAUUAAAAGAAAACACAUUGAAACGGUGUGUCAAAACUUGUAUUACUCUUUAGAUACUCCGUAGCAAAUUUCUCUUAUCGAAACUUUUAAACGAACACGUUUAAACAGUUCAAGGGGAAGGAAACAGGUUGAUACACAUGUGUACGUAUCUAGGUAGGUUUCUAUAGUUCUCAAAAUUUUCCGGAAAAUUAUAAAGUAAUUCAUAAAAUUAUUGAAUUAAAUAAAAUAAAACAGUGUUUUCGCCCAUCGUUCGAGAAGAAGCGAGCAUAUCAAAACAGUGUACGUACGUAAACCUUCGUCGCACUUCGAAUCUUCGAAUAAAAAAUUCCAAACGAAGACGCGCAAAUCGAGUCAGUAAUCAACUGACUGAACUUAAAACGCGUUACUAAAUCGCUGCAAGAUCCGCGCGAAUCGCAGCUGUUUCUCGAAGCGGAACAUCAGUCGAAGAGCGGACUAACGAAGUGAAGAAGCGAAACGAAAAACAAAAAGAAUAUAUAAGAAAGAAGAAGAGAAGCAGCUCAAGAUUGAACAUCUUUUAGAUAUUCCUCGGUCAACGACCUCGACGAAGUGAAUGUUUAAUCGACGAAGGAACAAAACUACGGAUCGAUCCAAGAUCAUCGCAUAUCUAAGCGUAUUGUACAAGAAGAUCGCGAUCAAACUGACAGAAUUUUUCACUUCCUUCCUGCGCCCUAUCGUUCGAUACUAUCGAGCUCCUCUUUCCCGACAAUAAUAUUCGUUAUCCUACCGAGAUUGAGAAAGUCAGCGAGCUUCUGUCGAAAUUGGAUUGAGAAACGACACGAGGCAAGAAGUCGAGGAGCUGGUGGCGAACGACGAAGCGUGACUGGGUGCCGGAAGUUCCGUUCUCGACGCCACUUUUGCCCGCGAUGAGAAACGGUUUCGCGGAACGUGACACGCUCGACGAAUCCGCAAUCACGAUGGAAAUAUCAUAUAGCGGAAUUUCGAAGCGAUCGACGUCGCUUCUUUGAGAAAAUACAACGUAGAACGGAGAGAACCGAUAGUUAGAGGGAGAAACCGGAAACGGAGGAUGCUAGGAUCGAUCAGUGCCGCGUAAACGAAAUUUGACAAGUGUAUAAGACACAGUGUGUUUCCGUUUCGACGUUUUUGGUGUGGAACGUGAAAGAAGAGGCAAGAAUCAUGAGGGAUAAAUUUGCAUUCAGCUCUGGGGUGCCGGACAUGCACGAGACCCUGUCCAGUUUUUCGGAACAGUUCAGGGACGGACCGCCGAAACCGGAAAUAAAGCCGGAAACAGCCAAGGAGUCGGAGAGGACGGAUGAACCGAAGUGUGGUUGGUUCUGGUUCAGGCCCAUGUAUCUGCAGCAAUUUCGGACCGCGAAAUGGGCGCUUUUCUGGUUAUGUUGGACAGGUGCAAUGCAAGGUAUGGUGGUCAAUGGUUUUGUGAACGUGGUCAUAACCACGAUAGAAAGGAGAUUUGGUUUGAGGUCAUCGCAGACGGGCUUGAUAGCGGGCGGAUACGACAUAGCUAGUUUCCUUACACUCGUUCCAGUGAGCUAUCUAGGCGGCCGUUCAAAAGCAUCGAAACCGAGGUACAUAGGCAUAGGUGUUGUAGUCUUAGGCUUAGGAAGUCUACUUUUCGCGUCUCCUCACUAUAUUGCUGGACCAUACAGAGGCGGCCAGCAAUCGGAAAAUAUAUGCCAGAGGGUGACGAACACAUCGUCCCGUUCGCUAUCCUGUAAUGGAUCCGUGGGCCAAACAGACCAGGAACCAUACAGCGGAUUGUACUUAACUAUCUUUCUGAUGGCCCAACUUCUGCACGGGGCGGGUUCCGCUCCUUUCUAUACGCUCGGCGUUACGUACCUAGAUGAGAACGUGUCGAAAAAGAUGUCCUCUGUGUAUGUAGGAAUUUUCUACACAAUGGCCAUAAUAGGGCCUGCAUUAGGGUAUGUUGUCGGAGGCGAGUUGUUGAAGCUGUAUACAGAUUUUAUCACCGUAGAUCCGUCAGAGAUUGGCUUAACACCAAACAGCAACGUAUGGGUGGGAGCAUGGUGGAUAGGUUUCCUAGCAGCUGCGGUUAUAUGUUUCGUAAUUGCUAUACCGAUCUUGGCGUUUCCGGCAGCUUUACCUGGUUCGGAGAAAUUAGCCAAAGAGCGGGUGUCAGAGGCGCAUCAGAAGCCCGAGCAGCCGUCCUCGAGCGAUCGAGGGGAGGCGUUCUCGAAAAUACGUGAACUACCUCGUGCUCUGACCGAUCUGCUCGGUAAUCCAGGAUUUUUCAUGUUGAAUCUGGCAGGUGCCAGUGAAGGAUUGCUUAUCGCUGGUUUCGCCGCGUUCCUGCCGAAGCUGAUCGAAAAUCAAUUCAACGUCAGCCCUAGCUCGGCUGCGUUACUAAUGGGUCUAGUGACUGUACCCGCUGGCGGUGGCGGUACCUUCCUCGGUGGUUAUCUCAUAAAGCGUUUUAAUUUGCCGUGCUCGGGCAUUUUAAAGUUCUGUCUGCUGGCCACCGCGUCGUGUAUCGCCUUCACUUUGUGCUUCGUUCUCAACUGCCCGAAUUUAAACUUCGCCGGAGUUACCGUACCCUACUCCGACCAAACCAAAAAAUCUUUUUCACUGGACAGCACGUGCAAUAACGGUUGCGGCUGCUCGAGGUCAGAGUUCAGUCCAAUAUGCGGAGUUGAUGGGAUCACGUACUAUUCCCCUUGUCAUGCAGGAUGUUAUCAAGGAACGAGGAUAAAUAACGUCGAAGUAUAUUCAGACUGCACCUGCAUACGCGAGCCACCGAUAAAUCUGACCACCGGUGGCAAUGUGAUCAGUUACGAGGCAAUAAAUACGACUUGCAACACAUCGUGCUCCUACCUAUGGCCCUUCAUUACUCUAGCGUUUUGCAACAUGUUCAUAACUUUUCUCUGUACGAUGCCCGCGCUUUCAGCGACGCUUCGGGUCGUUCGAGAUGAUCAGAGAUCGUUUGCCUUGGGUAUUCAGUGGAUUAAAGUUAGGAUUCUGGGCACGAUACCUGCACCUAUGGUGUUCGGCGCACUUAUAGACGACACUUGCAUUUUAUGGAAUGGAACCUGCGACGGUGGAGGAUCCUGCCUCGUUUACGAUAAUUUAUACAUGAGCAGGUACAUGCUGGCGUUAGCCUUUAUCGGUAAAGCAGCGUCCCUCCUGUUCUUUUUCCUGGCUUGGUGGACGUACAUUCCUCCGAAUAGAAGAGUUACACAAAAUUCGCGGGAAGAACCAACAACGACGUUAAUGUUAAACGAUACUCAGCACGAAGGCCCAACCACACCGGCAACCAUAAACCCUAUAAUCGAUCCAUAA